UACAAGCUACUGGUUACCAGUGAAGUGAACCGCACAGCAGGGACAACAGGCAGACACGACAAUGCUUCGCAGUCAGAUGGUGUUCGCGCUGCUGGUGCUGGCGGCGGCCGCUAGAUGGCAGGAGGUGCUGUGCGGCGGGCACGCGCACUCUUACGUCCACCAAUCAGCGCCUGUCGUGGGCCCGGGGCAUCCCGUAGAGGUCGACCAUGGUCACGGCCAUGGACACGGACAUGGACACAGCGUCGACUACGUGGCGUACCCGAAAUACGAGUUCGAGUACGGGGUGUCCGACGGUCACACAGGGGACCACCACUCCCAGAAGGAGCACCGCGACGGAGACGUGGUGACGGGCGAGUACUCACUCAAGGAGGCGGACGGCAGCGUGCGCACCGUCAAGUACCACGCCGACAAGUCCGGCUUCCACCCCGUCGUGCACCACUCGCACCACGGUGGCAGCGCUGGAGCUGGAGGCUACGAAGGCGAUUAUGGGUACUGAAUACGACUCACCACAUCGAUUCGACAACUAGUUAAUGGCUGUGAGGACUGUACAAAGAUGCUCAUCACUUCACUAAUGACACAAAUCUGCAUGUUAAAAUGUUUAACAUUAGUUGUUUUCUUAUUUUUGAACAGUGAAUCGUUUUGUAUGCUUAAUAAAUUUGUCUGAUAUGUUAAAACAA
Molecule: messenger RNA, 677 nt
Organism: Schistocerca nitens (vagrant locust)
Lineage: Eukaryota; Metazoa; Arthropoda; Insecta; Orthoptera; Acrididae
Product: pro-resilin-like
Exons: 4
Coding region: 62-496 (144 amino acids)
Cellular component (GO): extracellular matrix
Source: RefSeq, a predicted model, not a curated record